Carica papaya (papaya) is the source of this 1324-nucleotide messenger RNA. Its product is annotated as protein PAM71-homolog, chloroplastic. Gene Ontology annotation, biological process: Golgi calcium ion transport; manganese ion transmembrane transport; Golgi calcium ion homeostasis. The record is from RefSeq and is a predicted model, not a curated record. Lineage: Eukaryota; Viridiplantae; Streptophyta; Magnoliopsida; Brassicales; Caricaceae. Gene Ontology annotation, molecular function: manganese ion transmembrane transporter activity; calcium ion transmembrane transporter activity. Gene Ontology annotation, cellular component: Golgi apparatus; chloroplast.
UAUCUCUCGCGUACGCAUACACGUGGCAGACAGCCAAAGCUCCAUCCUCAAUAGCAGUAAAAACUUUCCUUCUCCUGCGUUUGCGUGCUCCGUCUGAACUGAGAAUCGGCCUUCUCAGCUCCUCCUCGAUCCACUCACUCAAAUUUCGACUGUUCAGUAAGAGAACAGCCGAUAGGGAGAUGGAGUUGUGAAACCAGUGAUUUUCUUGUUCUCCAAAAGGAAAAAGAACAUGCAGGGUUGCGCUGUUAAUAAGUCACCACCAAUCAUUUCAAGAGGGAAGCUUCCUUUUUGUGUCCUUGUAGGCUCAUUACCAUGUUUUCGUACCAUAUCGACAAAGCCUCUCUCUCCCUCAUUAAGAUGUAGACAAAUAUCAAGGUUGCAUUCAGCAUGCUGCAGAUUUAGAGCGCAAGCAUCCAAUGUUAGUAUUGGAUCUGGAGGCUAUGAAGGUAGAGAGGAGAAACAUGAUCAAGAGAGUUAUGUCAAUGAUCCGUCUGGUGACGGCUCAACUAAUAUUGUGAAGCCUCCCACUCGAAUCUCUUAUCCUUUGUCUGUAGUCCUUGUGCUAUUUGGAUGUGCUUUACUAUUUUCACUGAUUGCCUUCGGGAAGGGAGGGUCAUCAUCAGCCUUAGCAGCAAUUGCAAAGUCUGGAUUUACUGCUGCUUUCUCGUUAAUAUUUGUCUCUGAAAUAGGGGACAAGACGUUCUUUAUUGCUGCACUCUUGGCCAUGCAAUACGAGAAGGCACUGGUUCUUUUGGGGUCAAUGGCUGCUCUGUCUCUUAUGACAAUUUUGUCAGUUAUAAUUGGGAGAAUUUUUCAGUCUGUGCCUGCUCAGUUCCAGACUACUUUGCCAAUUGGAGAAUAUGCGGCAGUGGCUCUUCUAUUGUUUUUUGGUCUAAAAUCUAUUAAAGAUGCAUGGGACCUUCCAUCUAGUGAUGUAAAGAGGGGUGAGAAAAAUGGCCCUGAACUUGAUGAACUAGCUGAAGCUGAGGAACUUGUGAAAGAAAAGGUGACCAAACGACUGUCAAAUCCACUUGAAAUUCUCUGGAAGUCAUUCAGCCUUGUAUUCUUUGCUGAAUGGGGGGACCGCUCAAUGCUUGCAACAAUUGCUCUUGCUGCUGCACAGUCUCCAUGGGGCGUGGCAAGCGGAGCCAUUGCUGGACAUCUAGUUGCAACAUCGCUGGCAAUUCUAGGAGGAGCAUUUCUUGCAAAUUAUGUUUCAGAAAAACUGGUUGGCUACUUGGGAGGAUUCUUGUUUCUAGGUUUUGCUGCCGCCACAUUUUUUGGAGUUUUCUGAUAAAUCAUCGGGAACUCGAAGAGAGAGAAA